AUGAAACUUAUUACUCUUUUUUCACUCUUCAAAGCGACGCAGGCACUGCUUAUUCCUUCACCUCCCGGCCCAUACCAUGUUGCCGUCAAGAACAUGGAGCUUGUAGACCAAAGUCGCAUCGACCACUUUGCACCAGAGCCCAACACCAAACGCCGCAUCAUGGUAUCAGUAUACCUACCCGUCGAAGCCCAUCAUCGAUGCAAAGCUCAAGUUGUACCGUAUAUGCCACCCCUAACGGCGGGUGUCUUUGGUAGCCUCGGGGCCAGCCUCGGAAUCCCAAAUGGUACGAUUGAAAGUUUCAACAUGGAAUUCUGUGACUUGUCUACCAUAAAGCCGAAGAAGGGUCAUCGUUCCAAGGAAUUCCAAGUGGCUAUCUUUUCACCUGGUGCUCAAGGAACGAGACUUGUUUAUGGCGCGAUGGCUAGAUCGCUGGCCAGCAUGGGGUAUAUCAUUUUGACCCUUGAUCAUACGUAUGAGACUCUAGUUGUUGAGUUUCCUGAUGGAAGUGCUGCAUAUGCAACAACAGGUAACACUUCAACGCUUGUCAUGUUGGAGGCUCGCACCAAAGAUGUCUCGUUUCUCAUCUCACAACUUUCCAACAGAACUCUGACAAACAACCUCUUUGCCCAUUUUCCCGGUACCUUCAACCCAGACAAGGUUGCCGUGUAUGGACAUUCUUUUGGUGGGUCGACUGCAGCUGUCACUGUCCAACACGACCAUCGCGUCCUCGGUGGCCUUAAUCUCGACGGUCCAAUCUAUGGAUCUGUCAACCACCAAGGAUUCAAGAACAGGCCCUUUGUGCUCGUGAGCGUUGACGGGGACAAUGGUCUAGAGUGGGAUGAAUUCUACAGCAAGAUUGACGCGUCCAAGAUGGAGUUGAAGUUCUUCAAGACUCAGCACUAUGCUUUCACAGAUGUGCCUUUAUUGUUGGAAAAGGUCAAUGUGCCUCCUGAGCCGCAGUCAAUUAUUGAUGAGACAUUUGGUACUUUGGAUGGGAGAGGAGUUGAGAAAGCUACAAAUGAAGCUAUGGUUGGGUUGAUGGAUUUGCUAUUCACGAACAAUAGCAAGACACUUGAGAGGAUUGGGAAACAUGUCAAUAUUCAAGUACUUCGAAGUGAUCUGGUCAAGAAUAGUUAG
Fusarium pseudograminearum CS3096 is the source of this 1137-nucleotide messenger RNA. RefSeq lists its product as uncharacterized. Gene Ontology annotation, molecular function: 1-alkyl-2-acetylglycerophosphocholine esterase activity. Bases 1 to 1137 code for a protein of 378 amino acids. The transcript has 2 exons. The record is from RefSeq and is a predicted model, not a curated record. NCBI's taxonomy places the organism in Eukaryota, Fungi, Ascomycota, Sordariomycetes, Hypocreales, Nectriaceae.